AAAUGGUUUUGUGAAAAAACAAAAGUAGAAACUUAUGGGCCAGCGGCCCAACACCUGAACCAGAAAAUUGGAAGGCAGAGACGUGAGUCCAGCACGAAAUGGAGGAUUACUUUAUACGAAGAGUUUUAUUGAUUGUCAGAACUCACAAGUAAACAAAACUCUCCAAGAAUCAUCACACAACCGAAGAGAAUUGAAGAAGAAGGUGGUCGAGAGAGAGAGAGUGAAAGUGGAGGUGGUAGAGAGAGAGCAUGGGGGUGGACUACUACAAAAUACUUCAGGUGGACCGCUCCGCCAAAGAAGACGACCUCAAGAAAGCCUACCGCAAACUCGCCAUGAAAUGGCACCCAGACAAAAACCCUAACAACAAGAAAGAAGCCGAAGCCAAAUUCAAGACAAUCUCCGAAGCCUACGACGUAUUGAGUGAUCCGCAGAAGAGGGCGGUUUAUGAUCAGUACGGCGAGGAGGGUUUGAAGGGGCAGAUGCCGCCGCCUGAUGCCGGCGGUUUUUCUGGCAUGCGGGACGGCGGUGGGGCCUCAUUCCGGUUCAAUCCGCGCAACCCUGAUGAUAUAUUCUCCGAGUUCUUCGGCUUCUCGAGCCCCUUUGGGGGAAUGGGAGAUAUGGGAGGGGGGUCGAGGGCGGGGGCUUCGGGCUUCUCGAGGACUGUGUUUGGUGAUGAUAUAUUUACUUCGUUUAGGAAUGCGGCUGCCAGUGGGGAAGGGGGCUCCGGUGGAAUGCCGAGGAAGGCGGCCGCGAUUGAGCGGAUGUUGCCGUGUGGUUUGGAGGAUCUGUACAAAGGGACUACUAAAAAGAUGAAGAUUUCGCGGGAUGUGAUUGAUUCCAGUGGAAGACCCUCUACUAUGGAGGAAAUUCUUACAAUUGAAAUCAAGCCCGGGUGGAAGAAAGGAACAAAAAUAACAUUUCCAGAAAAGGGAAAUGAACAACGAGGUGUCAUACCAUCCGACUUGGUCUUCAUUAUCGACGAAAAGCCUCACAACGUGUUCAAAAGGGAUGGGAACGAUCUUGUAGUUACCCAGAAGAUCUCCCUGGUUGAAGCUCUGACUGGCUACACCGCCCAAGUGACUACCCUUGAUGGCCGGAAUCUAACCAUACCUAUCAACAGCAUUGUUAGUCCAACCUAUGAGGAAGUUGUAAAAGGAGAAGGGAUGCCUAUCCCUAAAGAACCCGGCAGAAAGGGAAACUUACGGAUCAAAUUCAACAUCAAGUUUCCUAGCCGGCUUACCCCUGAGCAGAAAACGGGCAUCAAGCGGCUAUUAACGUCCUCAUGAAUGCUGCCUCCAUCGUACUCCUGUAAGCUUGCUUUUCUGGUUGUGUCUUAACAUGCCUUGGAAAUUUGAAGGAUGAGUUAUUUGGAAACAUUUGUUUAGGUUCCCUAUUUUUUUAGAUGUUUAUUUAUCUUCAUUUCUUCGUUUCUAAUAUAUUUGAUCCUUUUUUUACAACCACAAAAAUAAUUUAUUCUCUUUAGUUUCUUCA
Salvia miltiorrhiza (redroot sage) is the source of this 1491-nucleotide messenger RNA. RefSeq lists its product as uncharacterized. NCBI's taxonomy places the organism in Eukaryota, Viridiplantae, Streptophyta, Magnoliopsida, Lamiales, Lamiaceae. The record is from RefSeq and is a predicted model, not a curated record. The transcript is spliced from 3 exons. Gene Ontology annotation, molecular function: protein-folding chaperone binding. Bases 249 to 1286 code for a protein of 345 amino acids. Gene Ontology annotation, cellular component: cytosol.